Molecule: messenger RNA, 1461 nt
Organism: Nerophis lumbriciformis (worm pipefish)
Lineage: Eukaryota; Metazoa; Chordata; Actinopteri; Syngnathiformes; Syngnathidae
Source: RefSeq, a predicted model, not a curated record
AUGACGGCGGCCGGACGGCUGGCGUUGCUCGGUUUACUUCUGGCGUCCGUCGGCCUCCCGUCGGACGCUUGGGACCAGGCCGACCUGGAGCUUCUGGACCUGGUCGAGGAGAUCCCAGACACCUUCUAUAACUUUAUGGCGCUCCAGCAGGAUGCAUCGGCUUCGGAAAUCAAGAAAGCCUAUCGCCGCCUGUCUCUGGUUCUGCAUCCCGACAAGAACAAAGACGAAAAUGCCGAGACGCAAUUCCGACAGCUGGUGGCCAUCUACGAAGUCCUAAAGGACGACGAGCGACGACGCAGGUACGACGACAUCUUAGCCAACGGGCUCCCUGACUGGCGGCAGCCCGUCUUCUACUACCGUCGCGUGAGGAAGAUGAGCAACGGCGAGUUGGCCUUCCUGCUCUUUGUCAUCGUCACCGUGGGACACUACGCCGUCAUCUGGUCCGUCUACCUGGAGAAACAGCUGGAUGAGAUGCUGGCCAAAAAGAAGAGAGAGAAGAAGAAGAAGGUCAACGCUAAAGAAGAAAUCAAGAGCAACCCUGACAGGGCUCAGGAGCGCCCCCACUGGCAGGACCUUCUUCCUUUAAAAGUCAGCGUGUGGAUAUACCUGUCAAUCAAACACAUGCCACAAACCCUGCAGGAGUUGCAACGUCAAUACUCGGCUUACCAGCAGAUGAAGAAGCAGCAGAGGGAGGAAGAAGAGGAAGAGGAAAAAGCUCAACAGGAAGUGGCAACCAGAGAGAAGAAACCAAAGGUGAAGAAACCAAAGAUGGACUUCCCCAUCUACCAGCCUUCGGCGGAGCAGCCUGACUGGCAGGCUUGCCAGCAGGCCGGCUCCAUCCAGGAAGUGGAAGAUCAACUGGACCAAUGGCUGCAGGACUCCAAGCCUGCCAAGAAGAAGACGGCGGCGGAGUGGAGCGAAGACGACGUCAGCCUCCUCAGCAGACUGAUGGCUAAAUUCCCGGGAGGGACGCCCGGACGUUGGGAGAAAAUCGCUCACGAGCUGGGCAGGACCGUGACCGACGUGACCACAAAAGUCAAGCAGGCCAAAGAGCUCUCCAACCAAAACACAGGUCUAGUGAAGCUGUCAGACUUGAAAGGUCCGUCCCUUCCAGUUAGUGACGGCGACCAAGAAGUCAAACGCAAGAACAGAAAGUGUGCUGCCGACGGCGGCGAGGGAGGAACCCUUAGGUGUCGGCGACAAAAAGACUUCAACCCUGACGAGGUGGACGACGACGAGCCGCCUGCACAGGAACAGGAAAAGGACAAGCCGGAUGCGGCGCUAUGGACUCAGAACCAGCAGAAACUUCUGGAACUGGCACUACAACAGUUCCCCAGAGGAAGCCCGGAACGCUGGGAUCGCAUCGCUAAAGUGGUUCCCGGAAAAACGAAGGAGGACUGCAUGAUACGUUACAAGAUGUUGGCCGAGCUCGUUCAAAAAAGGAAACAAGCCAAGAGCUGA